UAGAGGAUCCGAGACCCGAAAGAAAGCCGCAUAUCGAUCUCGUUGCUCAACGGCCUCUUAGCCAUCAAAUGCUUUGUCGGACUACGUCUUCUUCGUCCUUCAUCUCCAUUAACACUUUCUAGCCCUUUUUCCUUCUAUUCUUCAAAUCAAGUCUCUUUGGCCCUUUCAUUCUCUCUUCUUAUAUGUAGAGUUAGGGUUUUUGUGGUGAUGAAGAAUAAGUUCCAGCUCUUGGUUACUGGAUUCUUUUAUACUUGUUGUUCAAAUAAUCUUAACAUUGUAAAUCAAAUUUUGUUUUGGAGGUCUGAGAAUUAGUGUUUUGGCGAUAUGACAAUGAAUGAGCGGAAGACAAUUGACCUAGAGCAAGGAUGGGAGUUUAUGCAAAAGGGGAUAACAAAGCUGAAGAACAUCCUAGAAGGGUUGCCUGAGCCACAAUUCAGCUCUGAGGACUACAUGAUGCUCUACACGACCAUCUACAACAUGUGUACACAAAAGCCCCCUCAUGAUUACUCCCAACAACUGUAUGACAAGUACCGUGAGUCUUUUGAAGAAUACAUCACUUCGACGGUAUUGCCAUCCUUAAGAGAGAAGCAUGAUGAGUUUAUGUUGAGAGAACUUGUGAAAAGGUGGGCAAACCAUAAAGUCAUGGUUAGGUGGCUUUCUCGUUUCUUCCAUUACCUGGACCGCUACUUUAUUGCUCGGAGAUCACUUCCACCCCUAAAUGAAGUUGGACUCACUUGCUUCCGUGAUCUGGUAUACCAGGAGUUAAAUGGUAAAGUGAGGGAUGCUGUAAUUUCUCUGAUUGACCAGGAGCGUGAGGGAGAGCAGAUUGACCGAGCUUUAUUAAAAAAUGUUUUGGAUAUAUUUGUUGAAAUUGGAAUGGGGCAGAUGGAUUACUAUGAGAAUGACUUUGAAGCAGCCAUGCUUAAAGAUACAGCUGCUUAUUAUUCUCGGAAGGCGUCCAACUGGAUUCUAGAAGAUUCUUGUCCAGAUUAUAUGUUAAAAGCUGAGGAAUGUCUAAAACGGGAGAAAGAUAGGGUUUCUCACUACUUGCAUUCCAGCAGUGAGCCAAAGUUGCUGGAGAAAGUUCAACAUGAGUUGCUGGCUGUAUAUGCAAACCAACUGCUUGAAAAGGAACACUCUGGAUGCCAUGCAUUGCUCAGAGAUGACAAGGUGGAGGAUUUAUCACGAAUGUUUAGGCUCUUUUCCAAAAUUCCCCGAGGCUUAGAUCCUGUUUCCAGUAUAUUUAAGCAGCAUGUUACUGCUGAAGGUACUGCUUUGGUCAAACAAGCUGAAGAUGCAGCAUGCAACAAGAAGGCAGAUAAAAAGGACAUUGUUGGUUUACAAGAACAGGUUUUUGUUAGGAAGGUUAUUGAGCUGCAUGACAAAUAUUUGGCAUAUGUCAAUGAUUGUUUCCAGAACCACACUCUUUUCCACAAGGCAUUGAAAGAAGCUUUUGAAGUCUUCUGCAACAAGGGCGUUGGCGGAAGUUCCAGUGCAGAACUAUUGGCCACUUUCUGUGAUAAUAUUCUUAAGAAAGGUGGGAGUGAGAAACUGAGUGAUGAAGCUAUUGAGGAAACACUGGAAAAGGUGGUAAAGCUGCUUGCUUAUAUCAGUGACAAAGACUUAUUUGCUGAAUUUUAUAGAAAGAAGCUUGCUCGGCGGCUUCUUUUUGAUAAGAGCGCUAAUGAUGAUCAUGAGAGAAGUAUUUUGACAAAGCUGAAGCAGCAAUGUGGUGGUCAGUUCACAUCAAAGAUGGAAGGGAUGGUAACGGAUUUGACAUUAGCAAGGGAAAACCAAACUAGUUUUGAGGAGUACCUAAGCAAUAACUCCAAUGUAAAUCCAGGGAUUGACUUGACAGUUACUGUUUUGACAACUGGCUUCUGGCCAAGUUACAAGUCAUUUGAUUUGAACCUUCCAGCAGAGAUGGUUAAAUGUGUUGAAGUUUUUAGGGAAUUCUAUCAAACAAAAACAAAACACAGAAAACUUACCUUUAUAUACUCUCUGGGUACUUGUAACCUUAUUGGGAAAUUUGAACCAAAAACCAUGGAACUGAUUGUGACCACCUAUCAGGCUUCUGCACUGUUGCUGUUCAACUCUUCUGAUAGAUUGAGUUAUUCAGAGAUCAUGAUUCAAUUGAACUUGACCGAUGAUGAUGUUGUUAGACUGCUCCAUUCUUUGUCAUGUGCAAAGUAUAAGAUUCUAAGCAAAGAACCAAAUACAAAAUCAAUCUCUCCUACUGAUUACUUUGAAUUCAACUCAAAGUUCACUGACAAGAUGAGGAGAAUCAAGAUUCCUUUGCCUCCUGUGGAUGAGAAGAAGAAAGUAAUUGAAGAUGUUGACAAGGACAGACGAUAUGCUAUUGAUGCCUCAAUUGUGCGCAUCAUGAAGAGUCGGAAAGUUUUAGGUCACCAACAGCUGGUUAUGGAGUGUGUUGAGCAGUUGGGCCGCAUGUUCAAGCCCGAUUUCAAGGCAAUCAAAAAGAGGAUUGAAGAUCUGAUUACAAGAGACUAUCUUGAAAGGGACAAAGAUAACCCUAAUUUGUUUAGAUACUUGGCAUAAUGUGGCCUAGUUGAUUAUCCAUGAAUAAUGAAGUGGUGACUGUGGCUGCUGCAAUUUGCACUAAAAGAGACCGUACCUGAAUGAAGAAGCACAAGAAUAUGUGUAAACACCAUUAAUUGAGUGCUGCUUUUUGGUGAUUUCUUAAAAGCAUGAGCUGAGGCUGCUUGUACAUUUUGCCUUCAGAGCCAGGUGUGAAGAACUUCCAUAGAUUGUGCGCGCAUGUUGGAGAAUUGUAAUUGAUUCCAUAAUGAGGUCUAAUGCACCAAUAGGACCAUCCUGUAUCUUUUCCUAUUUACUGCAAGUCUAUCACAUUACUAGGUGCCUGCUUGUUAAUUGUUUCUUUGGUGCCCCACUGGAAGAAGAGAAAAAAAUGUAAUUUAAUUUUAAUUGCAUAAUGUUUUGAUUGUCAGUUUCAGAAACUGUCAGGUGAAUGGUUUUGAAUUUGAAUAUCGUUUCUCAUGCAUUUGUAUAUAUUACUUUUUAACGGGAACACUGAAUUCCUUUCGUUUAAUAGGAUGGAUAAAUUAAUUUUCAACUA
Messenger RNA from Hevea brasiliensis (rubber tree), 3097 nucleotides. Its product is annotated as cullin-1. The transcript has 21 exons. The coding region runs from base 325 to 2559 and encodes 744 amino acids. Gene Ontology annotation, cellular component: cullin-RING ubiquitin ligase complex. Gene Ontology annotation, molecular function: ubiquitin protein ligase binding. Gene Ontology annotation, biological process: ubiquitin-dependent protein catabolic process; protein ubiquitination. The record is from RefSeq and is a predicted model, not a curated record. Lineage: Eukaryota; Viridiplantae; Streptophyta; Magnoliopsida; Malpighiales; Euphorbiaceae.